Molecule: messenger RNA, 1293 nt
Organism: Rotaria socialis
Lineage: Eukaryota; Metazoa; Rotifera; Eurotatoria; Philodinida; Philodinidae
Source: the annotation of a GenBank genome assembly
AUGAUAGCUGGUAUUAUUGAUUCACUGAAUGAUAUUAAUUAUAAUGGUGAACUAAACGACGACAUUAAGUUAGAACAAGCUCUUACAACAGAUUUAAAAUCAGAAGGAUUUCUUCCAUAUGCAAAAUUAAUAGCAUGGCUAACACAAGAAUUAAAUGGAUUCUAUUCAAUCGGAGAGUUCGUACAAGAUAUAAAUUCGAUCAAUGAUAUAUCCAGCUUUUUACUUGAACUCGGUGGUUUUCUACGAGAUUAUGGUUGUCCUUAUCAAAAUCUUGUCAAUAGCGACAAUCGAUUAAAUGAUCGUGUAUCACGUUUACAAUUAUUAGAUUUCCUGUGUACAGAAAUUCAAGCAGCUAAAAUGAACAAAUGUUUUAAACGAAAUGUAAUAGCCACUGGAAUAGAGAGUACAACGAACAAAAAGCAAUAUGAAAGUGACGAAGCUCGAGAUCUAAAAGCAUUACUUGUAGCUCUUGGUUUUCCUCGUCCACCUGAUGGAAUAACAGCUGGGCAAAUAUGCUCAAAAGUUUAUGGGAAAGUUAGUGAAGUAUUGAAAACUUUAUCGCCAAAUCAUCUGGGUCGACCUUUAUUAAAAAUGAAUAUGUCAGAAAUUCAAUGGAAGCAAAUGCAUAAAAUAAAUAAAGUUUUGUAUGAUGAUUAUAAAACUCGACGAGAAUUGUUACUCAAACGACUUGAUGUCACUAUUCAAUCAUUUAAAUGGGCUGAACGAUUAAAAGAUAAAACAGAUGAAAUUGCAAAUGUUUUCAUGACUAGACGUAAAGCAUUAACAGCUGAACCAAAUGUACGUAUUGAAGAUAUUAUGGCUGCUCGUGAAGAUUUAUGUCAUACGGAAAAAACAUGUGGUACAAAAGAAAUAGCAACAACUCGUUCAAAACUUCAUAAAAUUUUAAUGCCAAAAGUACCCGAUCGUGGUGGACGAACAACAGAAUUGCAAGCACCCCCUCCAGAAAUGCCAUCAUACCAACGAGGAGGUUCUGCAGGUGGUGCACGUCGUGGUGGAGGUGGUCAACAACAUCAAAAUAAUGAGCAAAGGGGUCAUCGAGGAGGUGCAGGAUGGUCGGCACGUGGUGGUGGUGGUGGUGAUAGACCUCAUUCUGGUGGUUAUCAACAACAAAACUAUGGAGCAGUUGAUCCUCAUAUGCAGCCGUAUCCGCAGAUGGCUUAUCAAGGUCAACAACAAAUUGUAAAUGAAUAUGCUGGUAUGGAUCAUAGUGGGAAUUAUGGUGGACGUGGCCGUGGAGGACGAGGUGGUCGUGGUGGUCGUCGGCCAUAUUAA